Spodoptera exigua (beet armyworm) is the source of this 303-nucleotide messenger RNA. Lineage: Eukaryota; Metazoa; Arthropoda; Insecta; Lepidoptera; Noctuidae. The record is from the annotation of a GenBank genome assembly.
CAAAAAUUAACAUAUGUUUACAUAUUACUUUGUAAGUAAUAAUAAAAUAGAACAUCAACUAAUAAGUAUAACAAAUAACCUCUACACUUUACCUCUAACCAAUUAUAAUUUAAAUCAAAAAUUAAAAUCAUCUUUAAAUACGGUUGUUUCCAACUAGUCAAAUUCAAUACUUUUAUCCAAAUGUCAAAAACGAUACGUUUCUAUGAAAAUUGUAUGAAAAAUUUAAUUAUGACGUCAUAGCAUUUUGGCGUGAAAUAGCUUACUUAUUUUAAAAAAAAUAGCUAAAAAAUAUUUAAAAAUUAG